Molecule: messenger RNA, 2573 nt
Organism: Hermetia illucens (black soldier fly)
Lineage: Eukaryota; Metazoa; Arthropoda; Insecta; Diptera; Stratiomyidae
Product: zinc finger-containing ubiquitin peptidase 1-like
Exons: 10
Coding region: 196-2247 (683 amino acids)
Source: RefSeq, a predicted model, not a curated record
UGACAGCCCGCAAACUGUCAUUGUGUAAUGUUCCCGUCGUCGAGUCGAGCGAUAUCGGGCAGUGGGGAUAUUCACGUUAUUCUGCCAGGGAAUCAAAUAUUUCCGGACAAGUUUUGCUUCGAAAGGAUAGAGCAGCGCUCAAGACGUCGUUGAAUCGUUUGUAAACAGGAAGUAGCCUCUGUGGAUUCGGACACUAUGUCGUCGGGGGAUGAUGAUGCAGGGGCUUGCUACGUUCCCAUGCAGGAACACUCGUGCGAAAUUUGCGGUUUAACCGGACUCACUGACGAUAUGAUGCGGGAGCACACACGAACAUGCCAUGUGGAAGGAAACGCUCAGUGUCCGUUUUGCGGCUUCAGCGGAGUCUCACCGGCCGAACUGCUACUUCACGUCAAUCAGGCCCACUUGGAUUAUUUAACGCCUGAAAACGAAUUGAUGAGUUUCAUCGAUGACCCGAGUCCCAGCAUCGACGAGGAAUCUGAUUCUCUAUCGGAAUGCCGAGGUUUGUCGCCACCAAAUCAAAACUGCAACAAUCAGGGUCUUAAUCAUCAAAAACCCAUCGUAAAUAAUGUAAAAUGUUCAACAGCAGUAGGAGCAACGAUUUUUAAUGAUAUAUCUAACACAAAUUAUACGCCGUCGUGUUCGAAUAACCAGAUUCGGUCUAACGAAUGUAAUAACAAAAACUGUGAUAUGGUCAAUGGCAGUAGUAGUGGGGGUAGUAGUAGUAAUUCAAAUAGUAACAGUAAGGAGCAGCUUGUAAAUGGGUUUGAUUUACCAAACGGUAGUGGUAGUGCGGGUCAGGGCUCACCAUCACGCUCGCAAUUAGGACUCAAAUUGAAAAGUCACACGCCUGCCACACGAAAGCAAAGUCCGUUGCAAUGUCCAUUAUGUCCAUAUACGUCAGAGAAUGCUAAUAUUUUGGAGGAACAUAUAAAUCGCUCACAUUUCGAUCCGCUUAGCCCUAGUAUUAAUUCAAAUUCUUCCAGCAACCACUUGAGUACCUUGAAUGCACUACAAUGUCCAAUUUGUACGCGAACGUUUGAAAAUUCAUCAGAUUUAGAGCUUCAUGUUAACAUAGAACAUAGAGAUAUUUUAAGCCCCGGCAAAGCAAAUACAACAGAGAACGGAUACACAGUCGGUCAUAAUGGUAGCAUUUGUCCUGUGUGCAAUCUUUCGCUUGAUAAAAUGAAAUCACAGGAAGUGGAUCUACACAUUGAAGGGCAUUUUGCGAAAAGUCCAAAUAAUAUUAAUUCGAAUGCAGAUUUAGAAAAAGAGGCGCAAAAAUUGCGCGAACAACGUGAAUUUGAAAUGUUACGUGCCCAAUACGGAAUGGACGAUCAAGGAAACUUUCGUGAACAAUCAGCAGCAGCAAUGCAAAGGGCUGUUUAUGCAGGUGAAAUGAGUGUUGCUGAUUAUUAUGAGCGUCAAGUUGGCUUGCGAGCUGCAGAAUCGCAUGGAAUUGACGAUGGUACAUCUUGUACAAAGUCGGUAGCUCCACGUGUUCUUUCGUUGUCUUCAUCCUCACCUGGAGUCAUAAAGUCUCUGGUUUGUUCAGCCGUUGAUCAUUAUGCUUCUAGUUAUGGAGACAAAGGUUGGGGAUGUGGUUACCGGAAUCUUCAAAUGCUUCUUUCGUCUCUGCUGCAGAAUACAACUUUCAAUGAAGCAUUAUACUCUGCUUGGGGUACUCACGGUCCAUCAAGGACAGCUAUGCCUAGCAUCUCACGGUUGCAAAAAAUGGUGGAAGCUGCUUGGGCACAAGGUUUCGAUGUACAGGGUUCUGAACAACUUGGCUGCAAACUAUAUAACACAAGAAAAUGGAUAGGUGCCACAGAGGUGGUUACAGUUCUUUCAUGGCUAAGAAUUAAUUGCCAGCUUGUAGAUUUUCAUCGCCCUACAUCAUCAGACGGUCGUCAUCCUGAACUGUUUAACUGGGUGUUCCAAUAUUUUGACGAACCCCGAGUAUACACACCACCUUUGUACCUUCAACAUCAAGGGCACUCGCGAACCAUAAUAGGUAUAGAACAAAGAGCAUCUGGCCUAACAUUAUUGGUGCUGGAUCCAAGUCAUGGUCCACGACAAGUAGCAGCAUUAGGCUCAUCACAAGACUCUUUAAGACUGAUACGACGAGGACCAUCAGCAAUGAGAGCUCCACAAUAUCAAAUUGUUGCCGUUUGGGGUCUCAUUGAUACCGAAGAACAAUACCAAGCAAGUAAAGUCUUACGAUCUUUAAGAAUUCCACCAGAUCGUUGACCUGUGUUUCAAUUCUUUAAACAUUUAGACAAAAUCAACUAUAUUAUAAGCUGUUUUAUUUAUUUAAGUAUUAUGUACUAUAUAAUGCGAACAUUACAUUUGUAUAAAUAUUUAUUGUAGUUAGAAGAAGAUUUAUUGAAAAAGAAACUGAGAAUAAUUUAGUUUACACACAUGAACACACGAUAUUAUUGUUUCGAAAGCAGAAUAACGAGGAUUUUAUGGAAUAUAUAUAGCAUUUAUUUUAUUAAUAGUGAUCCUGAAAUGGUAGAAGGAUGAUGUGAUAAUCUAACUAUUUCGUAUAAAAUAUGAGAAACUAUAAAUUUAAA